Molecule: messenger RNA, 1154 nt
Organism: Bufo bufo (common toad)
Lineage: Eukaryota; Metazoa; Chordata; Amphibia; Anura; Bufonidae
Gene: UMAD1
Product: UBAP1-MVB12-associated (UMA) domain containing 1
Exons: 5
Coding region: 266-694 (142 amino acids)
Source: RefSeq, a predicted model, not a curated record
AUGCGACGCGGAAAGAUGGAGGGAGGGAUAUCUGUGCUGGACCAAAGCGCAUGCGCAGUUUGGGAUUUUUUUAACGGUGUCGUCGUACUGAUUAGUCACCUGAUUGAUCGCUGAGGGGGGCGUGGUCAGUGGUUUCAGAGGCUUGUGGUCGGUUACUAUCGAUCUGGCGCUGAGAUUGUACGGUUGCCGCCACCACAGCCCCACCGCACCUUGUGGCCGCACCCUAAGGGUAUGUCAUCAGUAGGUCCGGCGACAAAGCUCCGCAAUGUUCAGCUUUUUCCGGAAAAGCCAAGAUACAAAGAAACAUCCGGUGUCGGACAAAGAGACUGAUGGUUUUGUUUUCUUGGGACAGACCCCGGCUGAGCGGAGGGACUCCACUCCCCCAUUUCCUAGCAGUGAUCUACCCUACAAUCUACCCUACAAUCUGCCCUACCAGCUGCCGCCAGGAAACUUCUCACAAGUGAACAGCCCUGACUCUGGUUCUGCCAAGGUGGCCAGUCAGAUCGCAGAAGGGAACUCGACCAUGGCCGACUUGCUGAACGACAUCCCCUUUAUCCUGGCCCCCCAGGUUCAGGAGGUACAGAACAUCUGCCAUGAACUUCCGGAGCCGGUCGCCGUAUACAGCCUGGAUGAGACGUUCGCCAGAUUCCAUUAUGACUUCACCCUGGAGAACUCUGUGCUGUGUGGACUCUGAGCCCUCGCUGCCUCCGUUCUCACCCGUUCAGGCACUUUAAGAUUUUUUUAUUUUUUAUUUAAUUUUAUCCAUUUGUAUGGCGCAGACACAUGCUGCAGCGCAGUACAGAGAGGGUCAUCACUCACAUCGGCCCUGCUCUCUACUGGGGCUCACGUUCUAGAUUGUGAUCACUUCUUUUCACGUUUGUGAUGCUGCUAUUGAAGAAAUAUUACCACCCACUAACAGCCUGAUGGCACCGCCAUCACGGACUCCCUACACAUCCUCUUCUUCACCAACAGUGAUAAAUGUUAUGUUUUCAUUAGACUAUGGUGUAAGUGACAGAGGUGGUGGACAGCGUCUUUAUAUGAGUUUCAGUGGUAAUGGAUUGGAUCACGUUAUUUUUAGCUGUCUGCAGAACUGAAACCGCAAUCGUUAUUUAUUCAAUAUAGAAUUCAUCUACAUAAAUAGUUCAGUCACUGUG